Eimeria acervulina is the source of this 810-nucleotide messenger RNA. Its product is annotated as CAM kinase, CDPK family, putative. The annotation marks the transcript as partial. The transcript is spliced from 7 exons. Lineage: Eukaryota; Apicomplexa; Conoidasida; Eucoccidiorida; Eimeriidae. Gene Ontology annotation, biological process: peptidyl-serine phosphorylation; intracellular signal transduction; protein autophosphorylation. Gene Ontology annotation, cellular component: cytoplasm; nucleus. Gene Ontology annotation, molecular function: ATP binding; calcium/calmodulin-dependent protein kinase activity; calmodulin binding. The record is from RefSeq and is a predicted model, not a curated record.
AUGCAAGGCACUGUAUAUUAUGUCGCACCUGAAGUUUUAGACGGGAGAUAUAAUCAACUCUGCGACGUCUGGAGCAUUGGUGUGAUAGUGUACAUGUUGUUAUCUGGGACGCCUCCUUUUGCUGGGAAGACAGACCUCGAAAUAAUUUUAAAAAUAAAAAGAUGCUGUUAUUCGUUUGAAGGAGACAGCUGGAAAGGGGUGUCUCCUCUUGCAAAGUCUUUUAUCAGCAGCCUUCUCAAGCGAAGCCCUGAGGACCGUCUAACAGCAGCAGAAGCACUUAAACACCAGUGGCUGGCUACAGACGAGGAGCAGCAGCAAAAUAAACAAAUUAAUAUUCAAGUAUUCAAAAGCAUGAGGCGGUUUGCUGCCUGCACUGCUAUACAAAGGGCAGCACUCGGGUUAAUUGCCUUAUCGAUGCCUACGAAGGAUUUGGAUGAGCUGCAGAAAUUGUUUUGUGCGUUGGAUGAAGAAAAGACAGGGGUUAUCAGAGUUGAGGGUUUAGUAAAUGUUUUACAAAAGGCUUUGAAUAUAUCAGAGGCAGAGGCCCGACGGAUAUUUCAUCGUAUCGAUCUCACAGGGGACCAGGAAAUAAAUUACAGCGAGUUUCUUGCAGCAACAUUUCAGACGCAAGUUGCACUCAGCCAGUCGCUUAUUAGAGAAGCUUUUGAAAGAUUGGAUGUUGACAACAGCGGAGCAAUCAGCGUAGACAAUCUGCGACAAGUCUUAGGGCAUUCAUAUUCAGGGUUUUUAGUUGAAGACAUUCUAAGACAAUGCGAUAUUAAAAAGAACGGUGUUAUAGACUUCGAAGAG